GAUAUAACAUCAUAAUGUAUUCAUUCCAUCAAUCAGUGUAAAUGAAUUAGAUUUCUCUGUUUGUUCUCCUGAAGCUCUGCCGCCAUCAGUGAAAGACAAAGACAGAGUUUAUUGAAGGACAGUGUGAAGAUGAGUGAUCCAGAACCCUGCAGAAUUAAACAGGAAGAGACUGAAGAACUAAUAGAUGUGUUGGUGAAGGAGGAGAGUGAAGAACUGAGUGAAGAUGAGGAGAAACAUCAUGUCAAGAGUGAAGAAGACACUCACACAAACAGUGAACAUGGUGCUUCAAUGGAAAAAACAGCUGUACAAUGUUUGACCUGCACCCAGUGUGGAAAGAGUUUAAGCUCCAAAUCUAAUCUUAAGAUUCACAUGAUGAUCCACACUGGAGAGAAACCCUUCAAGUGUUCACACUGCGACAUGAGGUUCAAUCGUUUAGGAAACCUGAAAUCCCACGAGAGAACUCACACUGGAGAGAAACCGUACAAGUGUGCACACUGCGACAAGAGAUUUAAUUUUUCAGAAAACCUGAAAACACACAUGCUGCUCCACACUGGAGAGAAAACACACCAAUGUGAUCAAUGCGGCAAAACUUUUUUAAGGCCUUCAGGGCUAAAGAGCCAUCUUAGAGUUCACACAAACGAGAAUCUUUACUCCUGUCCUGAGUGUGGAAAGAGUUUUACAUCCCCGAUAGUUUUAGGAAAACAUCAGAAGAUCCACACUGGUGUGGGAGAGUUUUUCUGCUUUGACUGUGGGAGGACUUUUACUAAAGUUAAAUACUUGAAACGCCACCAGAUGAUUCACACUGGAGAGAAACCUCACGCGUGUUCAGACUGCGGUAGGAGAUUCAGACUGUCUUGUACCCUUAAAUAUCACAAAAUGAUUCACACUGGAGAGAAACCGUUCACAUGUACUCAAUGUGGGAAGAGUUUCACACAACUAUCAAGCCUCAGUGCACACAUGCUGAUCCACACUGGUGAGAAAAAACACAAAUGUGAUCAGUGCAGAAAAACAUUUUUGAGGCCUUCAGAGCUGAAGGACCACCUUAGAAUUCAUUCAAACGAGAGGCCGUAUUCAUGCUCUGAGUGUGGGAAGAGUUUCAUAUUGCAGUCAAAUUUAAAAAAACAUCAGAAGAUCCACACUGGUGUGAGAGAGUUCGUCUGCUUUGAUUGUGGGAAGAGUUUCAUUAGAGCUGGAGGCUUGAGACGGCACCAGAUGAUCCACACUCGAGAGCUCCCUUACCCGUGUUCACACUGCAACAAAACAUUCAGACAUUCAGGACACCUGAAAAAACAUGAGAGGACUCACACUGGAGAGAAAAAUCACGAGUUAAAAAAGCAGAAUGAAAUCUCCCUUCCUGAAAGCUCUACACUAUAUUCACACACACCAGAUUUCUCAGUUAAUCAGCCCCUGUUAUACAUUAUAAAAGGUCCUGUUUUGGUUUUGGGGUCUCCAACAACAGAAUGUGUGGCACAAUUUGAAGUGCAAAUGCGACAACAAAGACCACGUACUGUUGCCCGCCUUAAGACUUGUUUUGCUACCAUCAGUGAAAGACAAAGACAGAGUUUAUUGAAGGACAGUGAGAAGAUGAGUGACCCAGAACCCUGCAGAAUUAAACAGGAAGAGACUGAAGAACUAAUAGAUGUGGUGGUGAAGGAGGAGAGUGAAGAACUGAGCGAAGAUAAGGAGAAACAUCAUGUCAAGAGGGAAGAAGACACUCAGACAAACACUGAACAUGAUGCUUCAAUGGAGAAAACAGCUGUAAAAUGUUUGACAUGCACUCAGUGUGGAAAGACUUUCAGCUCCAAAUACAAGCUUAAGAUUCACAUGAUGAUCCACACUGGAGAGAAACCCUUCAAGUGUUCACUCUGCGACAUGAGGUUCAAUCGUUUAGGAAACCUGAAAUCCCACGAGAGAACUCACACUGGAGAGAAACCGUACAAGUGUGCGCACUGCGACAAGAGAUGUAAUUUUCCAGAAAACCUGAAAACACACAUGCUGAUUCACACUGGAGAGAAAACACACACAUGUGAUCAAUGCGGCAAAACAUUUUUGAGACCUUUGGGCCUGAAGAACCAUCUUAGAGUUCACACAAAGAAGAAGCUUUAUUUAUGUCCUGUGUGUGGAAAGAGUUUAACAACCCCGACAGUUUUAAGGAAACAUCAGAAGCUCCACACUGCUGUGAGAGAGUUUGUGUGCAUUGACUGUGGGAGGGCUUUUACUACAGAUAAAUACUUGAAACUGCACCAGAUGAUCCACACUGGAGAGAAACCUCACGUGUGUUUAGACUGCGGCCAAAGAUUCAGACUGUCUGGUAGCCUUACAUAUCACAAACUGAUUCACACUGGAGAGAAACCGUUCACAUGUACUCAGUGUGGGAAGAGCUUCACAAAAAUAUCGAGCCUUAAAGAACACAUGCUGAUCCACACCGGAGAGAAAAAACACAAAUGUGAUCAGUGCGGCAAAGCAUUUUUGAGGCCUUCAGAGCUGAAGGUCCAUCUUAGACUUCAUUCAAACGAGAGGCCGUAUUCAUGCUCUGAGUGUGGGAAGGGUUUCACAGUGCAGUCACAUUUAAAAGGGCAUCAGAAGAUCCACACUGGUGUGAGAGACUUUGUGUGUUCAGAGUGUGGGAAGACUUUUAUUACAGCUAGAACCUUGAGACGACACCAGAUGAUCCAUACUAAGGAGAAACCUUACCAGUGUUCACACUGUGACAAAACAUUCAGACGUUCAGGACACCUGAAAACACAUGAGAGGACUCACACUGGAGAGAAAAAUCACGAGUUAAAAAAAGCAGAAUGAAAUCUCCCUUCCUCUAAGCUCUACACUAUAUUCACACAAAUCAGAUUUCUCAGUUAAUCAGCCCCUGUUAUACAUUAUAAAAGGUCCUAUUUAGGUUUUGGGGUCUCCAACAACAGGCUGAUGUGAAUAUAAGCUCAGAACACUGUUAUUGUCUUAUAAUAUGCAUUUGAUUGUGUUCGUGGUUCAUCCAAACCCUUCUAUUGUUUCAUGCAAAUCUGUGGUGAUUGGCUGAUGACCUUGACUGUUGUGAUUGGUCGACUGCGAUCAACUCAAGACCACACUCACCACGGCUUAUCAAUAGACUGGGGCAACUAAGAGGUCAGUUUGUAUUAGUGAUGGGAAGUUCAGCUCAUUUUACUGACUCGGAUCUUUGAGUCUCGUUCAUCAAGAUGAACGAAUCUUUUUUUGAGUCAUUUCGUUCAUUUGGUUCAAUUUGCCAAAAUAUUAUUAAAAUGUUACGAAUUGCUUCCAAACACAUCUACAACUAGCCCAAAAGGUUGAUCGCACGACAAAUAAGUCAUAAAUAGAAUACUAUAAGAAGGAGAAAAUAAUACUUUAAUGUUGACCUGCUCUUCUGUCUAUGAAGGUAUUGUCGUCGCUUUGCUCAGCUCAGCUCUUCAUGUCUUCAAAUGUCAGGGGUUCAUUCACGUUACACUGACAGUCACAUAUAAUCUUAAUCAAUGCACAGUCUGAGCCGAUAGAAGCCAUGAUCGUUCGUUGUUUACGUGACAGAAU
Molecule: messenger RNA, 3534 nt
Organism: Danio rerio (zebrafish)
Lineage: Eukaryota; Metazoa; Chordata; Actinopteri; Cypriniformes; Danionidae
Source: RefSeq, a predicted model, not a curated record